AUGAAGGGCCCAUCAUUUUCUCUGCUUGCGCCUGUGGCGGUGGCUGCAUUCUUCACGCCAAUUGCCGCCGUCGAAUUCGAAACUACCGCCGCCUGUCCGCGCGAAGGUGGCCUCUACAGUUUGCUGUUGCCAACAUGUCCCCGCGCUAUUUCGGGCUACCCCGCCGCCCAAAAAACACCUAACCCUCCUGGAGCUCCAGCACAGCCCGAUCCUGCAGCAGAAGCCGCGGUGGCAGCGGCAGCAGAAGCAGCAGAAGCAGCAGAAGCAGCAGAAGCAGCAGAAGCAGCAGAAGCAGCAGAAGCAGCAGAAGCAGCAGAAGCAGCAGAAGCAGCAGAAGCAGCAGAAGCAGCAGAAGCAGCAGAAGCAGCAGAAGCAGCAGAAGCAGCAGAAGCAGCAGAAGCAGCAGCAGCAGCAGGAGCAGCAGCAGCAGUAGCGCAGAGUUGGGGUGGUCCGCACGGCUGCGUCGGCGGAUAUUGUGUUUUUGCGAACCCCAAUUUCGGCAACGGCGGCAUCGUGCUGGUCACGACCAAGGCCAACAGCAAACGGGUCAAGGCGCUUCGCCCCGACACGGCGACGACAAGCCAGAAGGGCAAACAUGGCAGAGACAAACCCUUCAGGGCGCAGUCCAUCCCCGGAAAGGGCCUGGGCCUUGUCGCAAAGCGGCCCAUCGCCAGGGGCGAGCUGGUCAUGGCCGAAACGCCGGCGAUCCUGAUCCACAAACUGGCCCUGGAGGAGCCGACCGACAUCUACUUUCCCGCCCUGGAGCUCGCCGUGUCCAAAAUGACGCCCGCGACGCGCAAGUCUUUCAUGGCUCAGGGAGGGCAGGGCGAUUUCCAGGGCGCCAUGGCUAUCAUGGAUAAACUGUUUACCAAUUCGUUCCAGAUGGCCCUGUCCGGCGUCGGCGACGACCCCAAAGAUGGCUUUCAUUACGGUAACUUUCCAAACGUGUCGAGGUUGAACCACGAUUGCAGGCCCAACAUGGUUUUCCACAUCGACAACAACCUCGUCCACCGCACGCACGCUGUGCGCGACAUCCAGCCCGGCGAGGAGCUCACCAUCUCCUACGUCGACCAGAUGGACCCCGCCCGGGACCGCCAGGCCCGCACGCGCUCGUCGCUCGGCUUCGUCUGCGGCUGCGCACACUGCAGCCUGUCGGCGGGGCAGGCCGCCGCGUCCGAGAGGCGGAUCCGACGCAUCAAGAAGCUCGAGGAGAGCUUGGCGCGGGCGGUGAACAGUGGUUUUUCUGGCGGCGGGGCCCAAAAGAAUGUCGCGACGGCCGAGGAGCUGGUGCGGCUGUACGAGGCGGAGCGGCUGGAGAGCAAGAUUGCCGGGGCCUGGAUGCUCGCUGCGCGCAUCCACGACAUGGCUGGGGAUGCCAAUCUCGCGAGGAAGUUUGCCGCUCUUGCUGCGAAGGGGUUGGAGAUGGAGCGCGGGGUGAGUUUUGCCGAGGUAGAAUCUAUGAAGCGUCUUGCGCAGGGGUCAUGA
Messenger RNA from Pyricularia pennisetigena, 1485 nucleotides. RefSeq lists its product as uncharacterized. Bases 1 to 1485 code for a protein of 494 amino acids. NCBI's taxonomy places the organism in Eukaryota, Fungi, Ascomycota, Sordariomycetes, Magnaporthales, Pyriculariaceae. Gene Ontology annotation, molecular function: protein binding. The transcript has 2 exons. The record is from RefSeq and is a predicted model, not a curated record.